This is a messenger RNA of Carlito syrichta (Philippine tarsier), 994 nucleotides long. RefSeq names its product receptor-type tyrosine-protein phosphatase gamma. Gene Ontology annotation, molecular function: protein tyrosine phosphatase activity. Gene Ontology annotation, biological process: protein dephosphorylation. The transcript is spliced from 2 exons. Lineage: Eukaryota; Metazoa; Chordata; Mammalia; Primates; Tarsiidae. The record is from RefSeq and is a predicted model, not a curated record. The coding region runs from base 17 to 277 and encodes 86 amino acids.
AGCAGUUUCAGCAGGAAUGUUAUGUGCCCUUACCACUUUGUCCCAGCAACUGGAGAAUGAAAAUGCUGUGGAUGUUUUCCAGGUUGCAAAAAUGAUCAAUCUUAUGAGGCCUGGUGUAUUCACAGACAUUGAACAAUACCAGUUUGUCUAUAAAGCAAUGCUCAGCUUGGUCAGCACUAAAGAAAAUGGAAAUGGUCCCAUGACAGUGGACAAAAAUGGUGCUGUUCUCAUUGCAGAUGAAUCAGACCCUGCCGAGAGCAUGGAGUCUCUAGUGUGACUGGAAUCCUGAAAGGGCACUUAAUUUGUAAACUUCUGAAGACUGAGAACUUUUUUGAGGCCUUUUUUGCCAGACUCUAGGUUAUACAAUAACCCAGUUACUUUUUUACACUGACAAAAGUUUUGAUAUUUAUUUUUUGCCAUUUUAUGUCUUAAUGGUAUCCUACUGAGCAUUUGCACCUCUGUUCAUUUCACACAGUGAAACGCAAUUUUACCUAGUUUGCACUAUAUGAUCAGUGUUACUGCCUAUAAUCUAAUACUACAGCAACCCCUGAUGUGACAUUCCAUGACAACAUAAAUGCUACUUUUUAGUUCAGUACAGUGAAGGUCUUUGUUAUGACAGUGAAUCUUGAUUAUUUUAUUAUUAUUCUUGCUAAAGCAGUUGCAUUCUACUAGCAGGCAAUGCUGUACUUUUCCUCAUUCCUCCUCUCCUAUUUUUUUUAGGCAUUGUUCAAUACUUUAUGCCUUCUGUAUUUUAAUGGCGUGGACAAGCAUUAUUUUCUUUUACAGACUAGCAGGCUAUUGGAAGCUGCUAGAAGGUCUUUAAUGUCAUAUCCUUGAAACAGUUCCACUUAUGAUGGUGAAGAGAUCCAUUAAGAAGUUAGAAGGCUUAAGAGUUGUUUCAUGUGAACAUCACUUAUUAGUUACAAAGUUAUAUUCAAACCUUUAAAAAAAGUGUCAAAAUAAAGGAUAACUCUGUAUUACAGCUUUCACAGUA